CAAGUACAAAUGUCUGUGCAUACGCGGUCGAUCGCUGUUCAACACUGCCAAUCCACAAGCCAACAGCUGUUCGCGGGUCAGGCCAGAAUAUUUGGGCUUGUUUAUUGGCCCUAACAAGUGCAAAAACGAUAAAUUGAUAGUGAUAGAUGCCACGCAACUGUUUCGUUAACACAUGCUGCAGUCAUCAGACUGAUACACACCUGCGCCCAUGCAGCACCUCGCCCAGCGGCAAACAAACAGCACGCACUAUUGAUUGGAACCACCUGUUAGAACGCUACGACGCGAGAUUCCCACUCCCCAAAAAAACGGAAUUACUCGGCCACGUAUUCGGGUAUCAGUGUUCAACAUGCUGCGACUCCAGCUGCCUCGAUUACCGCCGAAUAUGUGGACGUUGUGCGUGCAGGCGGCUUUGAUAGCCACCUUGGUCAAGAGCUCGGUGUCCCUUACGGACAAUCUGGUUGGCCGAUUACAGACCUCGUACAACCCGAGCAAGCUAUCGGAAUCAAAAUUCCUGGAAUACAGCAAUCUGUCGAACAAACUCCACUUGCGGGAAGCCAUCAACCACAUACUGAUUCCACGAGUGGUGGGCACCGGAAACCACAGCCUCGUGAGGCAGUACAUCGUGCAGAGCCUGAAAGACCUGGACUGGCAUGUGGAGCUGGACAGCUUCCAUGAUACGGCCCCCAUUAUGGGGCAACUGCAUUUCCACAAUAUCAUUGCCACCCUGAAUCCGGACGCAGAGCGGUAUCUGGUCCUGGCCUGCCACUACGACAGCAAGUACAUGCCGAAGGCGGAAUUUCUUGGAGCCACUGACUCCGCUGUGCCCUGUGCCAUGCUGCUAAACCUGGCCCAGGUGCUGCAGGAGCAGCUAAAACCGUUCAAGAAGUCCAAACUCAGUCUGAUGCUUUUGUUCUUCGAUGGCGAGGAGGCCUUCGAGGAGUGGGGACCCAAAGACUCAAUUUACGGUGCCCGUCACUUGGCCAAACGGUGGCAACACGAGGGAAAACUGGAUAGCAUCGAUAUGCUUGUUUUGUUGGACCUGCUGGGAGCCCCCGAUCCGGCAUUCUACAGUUUCUUCGCCAACACAGAAUCGUGGUACAUGCGCCUCCAGUCCGUGGAAACGCGUCUCGCGCAGAUUGAGUUGCUGGAGCGAUAUGCCAGCAGUGGGGUUUCUCAGCGGGAUCCCACGCGCUAUUUCCAGUCGCAGGCCAUGCGCUCCUCGUUCAUCGAGGACGACCACAUACCGUUCCUCAAGCGCAAUGUACCCGUUCUCCAUUUAAUACCAGUGCCCUUCCCCACCGUAUGGCAUACGCCCGACGAUAACGAAAGUGUGAUUGAUUAUGCGACGACGGACAACCUGGCCCUAAUUAUACGGCUCUUUGCGUUGGAGUAUCUGUUGGGCGGCGACCAGGCGAAGUAGGGGCCUCUUGUGGAGUUCCCCGCAAAUCAGAUAUAUGUAUGAUAUUUAUAGAUGUAGUAUAUACACGACGGCUUUAUCUAUCUGACUGUCCGAUAUCAAAAAUGUUGUUAACUAUUGUUAUUAGCUGUGGAAAUCAUGUGGAUCUUAUUGUUAAUUGACUAUUCUGGCCGGCCCUUUAGGCCUACUUAAGUGACCCUGCAAAUCUAAUGUCCAAAUAUUUGUAUAGAUAUUUAUCUAAAGAAUUGCUCAUCUAAUGGCAUGUUAAAUUGAUGUAUGUAUGUUUAAUUAUUUAUCGUUUGUAAAUCUGCUAGAAUUAUGCAUAACAUAACACAAUACAUAAUACAAUAAAUGUACCUAUAAAAAAAAGGGGAUUCAUUACACUAA
Molecule: messenger RNA, 1804 nt
Organism: Drosophila miranda
Lineage: Eukaryota; Metazoa; Arthropoda; Insecta; Diptera; Drosophilidae
Gene: isoQC
Product: glutaminyl-peptide cyclotransferase
Exons: 2
Coding region: 347-1420 (357 amino acids)
Molecular function (GO): glutaminyl-peptide cyclotransferase activity; zinc ion binding
Source: RefSeq, a predicted model, not a curated record